GUCCUUUGUAGCUGGCGGUGGCGGCGGCCUCGGUCACUGCAGGCCCCGCCCCCGCCCCGCCCAGACCCCGCCCCUCGUGGGCCACGCCCCAGUCCUUCCUCCCUCCCUCCCUGCCCCACCGCAGUCGCGCUUGGGCCGCCGCGGGCCCGCACCGAGGCGCGCAGCGCGGAGCCAGAGGUGGCAAGGGCUGCCCGGCGAGGACGGGGAUGGCGGAACGGCGGCGCGCGUGGAACACCGAGGACGACCUGCCGGUGUACCUGGCGCGGCCGGGCAGCGCAGCGCAGACCCCGCGCCAGAAGUACGGCGGCAUGUUCGCCGCUGUGGAGGGCGCCUACGAGAACAAGACCAUCGACUUCGACGCCUACAGCGUGGGCCGCCGCGGCUCCGCGCGCACGCCACGCAGCGCUGGCCGGUCCGACGCCGUGGGCCUGCCGUGCCCCGGCGGCAGCGAGGACACGGCCAGCGAUGUGAGUGAGCCCUCUGGCUCUGCGGUCAGCUCGCCAGGCGAUCGUGAUGACAGACCGCCGGCGUUGCGCAUCCGAUGCCCUGCGCCCCGCGACCUGCCACUCGGUCGGGACAAUGGCCAGAGUGACCGGCUCCUCAUCAGAGGCGGACGCAUCAUCAACGAUGACCAGUCCUUCUAUGCUGACGUCUACCUGGAAGAUGGACUCAUAAAACAAAUAGGAGAGAACCUGAUUGUUCCUGGUGGAGUGAAGACCAUUGAGGCCAAUGGACGAAUGGUCAUUCCGGGGGGCAUCGAUGUCAACACUUACCUGCAGAAGCCCUUCCAGGGCAUGACCUCAGCUGAUGACUUCUUCCAGGGCACUAAAGCGGCACUGGCAGGUGGAACCACAAUGAUCAUUGACCAUGUUGUUCCUGAACCUGGGUCCAGCCUGCUGACUUCCUUUGAGAAGUGGCAUGAAGCAGCAGACACCAAGUCCUGCUGUGACUAUUCCCUUCACGUGGACAUCACAAGCUGGUAUGAUGGUGUUCGGGAGGAGUUGGAAGUGCUGGUACAGGACAAAGGUGUCAACUCCUUCCAAGUCUACAUGGCAUAUAAGGACCUGUACCAGAUGUCCGACAGCCAGCUGUACGAAGCCUUCACCUUCCUUAAGGGCCUGGGAGCUGUGGUCUUGGUCCACGCAGAAAACGGAGACUUGAUAGCUCAGGAACAAAAGCGGAUCUUGGAGAUGGGCAUCACCGGUCCUGAGGGUCAUGCUCUGAGUAGACCUGAGGAGCUGGAGGCCGAAGCCGUGUUCCGGGCGAUUGCCAUUGCAGGCCGGAUCAAUUGCCCUGUGUAUAUCACGAAGGUCAUGAGCAAGAGUGCAGCGGACAUCAUCGCGCUGGCCAGGAAGAAAGGCCCUCUUGUCUUCGGUGAGCCCAUCGCUGCCAGCCUGGGGACCGAUGGCACCCACUACUGGAGCAAGAACUGGGCGAAGGCAGCUGCAUUUGUGACCUCCCCUCCCCUGAGUCCAGACCCCACCACUCCUGACUACUUGACCUCCUUGCUGGCCUGUGGAGACUUGCAGGUCACAGGCAGUGGCCACUGUCCCUAUAGUACCGCCCAGAAAGCUGUGGGCAAGGACAACUUCACUCUGAUCCCUGAGGGCGUCAACGGCAUAGAGGAGCGGAUGACUGUUGUCUGGGACAAGGCAGUGGCUACCGGCAAGAUGGAUGAGAAUCAGUUUGUCGCCGUCACCAGCACCAACGCAGCCAAGAUCUUCAACUUGUACCCAAGGAAAGGACGGAUUGCUGUGGGCUCUGAUGCUGAUGUAGUCAUCUGGGACCCAGACAAGAUGAAGACCAUAACAGCCAAAAGCCAUAAAUCAACUGUGGAAUACAACAUCUUUGAGGGCAUGGAGUGCCACGGCUCACCUCUGGUGGUCAUCAGCCAGGGAAAGAUAGUUUUUGAAGAUGGAAACAUCAGCGUCAGCAAGGGCAUGGGCCGCUUCAUCCCUCGGAAGCCGUUCCCAGAACACCUCUACCAGCGUGUCAGGAUCAGGAGCAAGGUUUCCGGGUUGCACGGUGUUUCCAGGGGAAUGUACGAUGGUCCUGUGUAUGAGGUGCCAGCUACACCCAAACAUGCAGCUCCUGCUCCGUCUGCCAAAUCUUCACCUUCCAAACACCAACCCCCGCCCAUCAGGAACCUCCACCAGUCCAACUUCAGCUUAUCAGGUGCCCAGAUAGAUGACAACAAUCCAAGGCGUACAGGCCACCGCAUCGUGGCGCCCCCUGGUGGCCGUUCCAACAUCACCAGCCUCGGUUGACAGAUGAGCCAGCUACGCAAGAGUGAAGGAUUCUGGGAAACUGUCCAUUCCUUUUCCUGUCUGUGUUUUUGAAGCCCACAGUUUUAGUUGGUACUGAUGGAGGGGAGAUUGAGUUGAUGCUCUUUCCUUCUCUGUUUAGGAAGAAGUGGUACUAGUGUGGUGUGUUUGCCUGGAAGUUCCUUGCCCACAGUGUGUGUUCACACCGACUCCACCUCAGAGCAUGGUGUCUCCAUUUUCCCUUCCUAGUGAUCCCCAGGUGUAGCAUCGUCCUAUACCGUCCCCUCCACUCCUCCACGACCCUCUGAGUGAUGGUUCCUUUGCGCCCUGUAGCUGUUCUAGGAUAGGAUGCAUGUUAGUAAGUUACGUAUGCAAGUCUGAGCGCGGCUGAUGGAUAUCGCCGAGGACCGACGUAGACACGAUGCCAAGACCUUAGCCCCCAGGGGAGACUCCCAAACUCUUAAAAAUGAAGGCUCUGCCCUCAGAGUCUUCAGUGGAAGGAUGUCAUCCCCAUCCCCACCCUGACUGAGACCUGUGAAUAUGCAGAAUGGCAGGGAAGCCUUCCACCUGGUCAUAGAGUUUCAUCACCCACGUCCUGCGUCCGCAACCUGGUCCCUGUACCUGGCCAUGGUGUCUUUCUGGUCUGUGUGUUCUUCCAGCCAGCCUUGGUCUUUGGGCCCAGCCAGGCUCACACCCAGAAAGCAGUGUCCUGACACACCCCUCAAGCCUGAGGACGGAGGGGUAACAGCUCUGCCCAGGCUGCCUGAGUCCCUGUCCCUCCGAGGAGGUCAGCGGGGCAGUCAGAUUUUUAAAGUUUUGUACAGUUUUCCUUUGUAUUCACUUCCAUUUUUACUUAAUGACUGACUUGUUGGUGGCUCUUAUUUCUGAAUUCAAAGCUUGUGAAAAAAAAUAAAGAAAUUAAAUUGCCCGUU
Peromyscus maniculatus bairdii (prairie deer mouse) is the source of this 3196-nucleotide messenger RNA. It is a transcript of the gene Crmp1, whose product is annotated as collapsin response mediator protein 1. Gene Ontology annotation, molecular function: hydrolase activity, acting on carbon-nitrogen (but not peptide) bonds, in cyclic amides. Gene Ontology annotation, cellular component: cytoplasm; cytosol. NCBI's taxonomy places the organism in Eukaryota, Metazoa, Chordata, Mammalia, Rodentia, Cricetidae. The record is from RefSeq and is a predicted model, not a curated record.